This is a messenger RNA of Lepisosteus oculatus (spotted gar), 2018 nucleotides long. RefSeq names its product cysteinyl leukotriene receptor 3 (gene cysltr3). Gene Ontology annotation, cellular component: plasma membrane. Gene Ontology annotation, molecular function: G protein-coupled receptor activity. Gene Ontology annotation, biological process: G protein-coupled receptor signaling pathway. NCBI's taxonomy places the organism in Eukaryota, Metazoa, Chordata, Actinopteri, Semionotiformes, Lepisosteidae. The record is from RefSeq and is a predicted model, not a curated record.
UUGAACUUUGUGGAAUAGUUCCAGUAUUGUGGAAAACUUCUCCUUUUUUUGUUUGUUAACGAAACCAAGGUGAAUGUGAAUAAAAACCGUUUAUUUUUUAAACCUGGCGAGGUUUAUUGAGGAGUCUACACGGCCAUGGUCAGCCUUUCUAACGGUGGAAUCACUGCUACUACUACUGCAUUGAUCAGAAACCGUCUCCUGAGGAGAACGGAACGAUAACGGAGAGAAGGGAGGAUUGCUCUGGAGGUAACAGAUGUUAUGCACGUUCGUUAACGGACACUGAUGAGUACAGUUAGCAGGAACAUCGAUGCUACGUACGUAUCUGCCUUACGUAACGAUAACGUUAAUGAACAUUGAAGUUAAAGUCCGAAGGGUGCAUCAUCUUGCCCGCUGGAAUGUGAGUCUGCCCUUAUCGCCAGAUCUCAUCCAGCCCGACAGGGGCAGCCGAAAGGACUUCCUGUUGUGUACGCACUCAGCGGGAGAUCUUAUCGCACAGAGGACACGGCUUUUCAUCUAGGGAGGGAGAGAAACUGGGCUCCGAGAGCCGGAGGGAGGGAGAAGGACGCUCCACGCUCUCGUCUCAGACUGUUUAUCUCCCUCGCUGUCGGUGGGCAGAAAGCGAAUUUCCUUGGCGGUGCGGGAAGAGAGCACUGCACCUACACGACCGAUGUGGCUCCGGGACCAUGAAGGUUGAUGACAGCUCCCUGGCUCCCAGAGUAUCCCCCCUCCCUGCCUGCCGUCUCCCCUGCCCCCUCGACCCCUGACCUGGGCAAUGCCACGGCGAUGAACCUGUCGGCGCCGGCGGGGCCCUGCGGGGGGAACCAGACGUGCGGCAACAACGACCGCUUCAAGUUCCUGUCGUACACCGUGACCUACAGCCUGGUGUUCCCCGUGGGGCUGCUGAGCAACAUGGCGGCCCUGUACGUCUUCCUGCGCCUGACCCCCAAGAAGUCGGCCAACACCGUCUUCAUGAUCAACCUGGCCCUGUCGGACGUGGGCUUCUCCCUGACCCUGCCCCUGCGCCUCGUCUACUACCUGCGGGACGGCGACUGGCCCUUCCCGGACUGGCUGUGCCGCCUCUGCGUCUUCUCCUUCUACGUCAACCUCUACACCAGCGUGCUCUUCCUCACCGUGCUCAGCGUCCUGCGCUACGUGGCCGUGCUGCACCCCAUGAGGAACCGGGUCUUCCUGUCCGCGCGGCGGGCGGCCGGGGCCUGCGUGGGCAUCUGGGCCUUCGUGGCCCUCUCCUCCACCCACUUCCUCUUCGCCGGGACCUACCAGUGCGGCGGCAAGACGCGGUGCUUCGAGCCGCGCGGCAGCCGGUCCUGGCACCGCAUCCUGGCCAUGAACUACGUGGCGCUGGUGGCGGGCUUCCUGCUGCCCUUCCUCACCAUCCUGGGCUGCUACGGGCUGAUCCUGCGCCAGCUGCUGUGGGCCGGGGCCAAGCUGCGGCGCAGCCGGCGCCGGAGCCGCCGGCGCUCCGUGCAGCUCAUCUCCAUCAUCAUGAGCACCUUCCUGUGCUGCUUCCUGCCCUACCACGUCCUGCGCACCGUGCACCUGCACCACCGCGUGGGCCAGCGGCCCGACCACCCCGAGGACUGCGCGCUCACCGAGCUGCUGCAGAAGGUGCUGGUGGUCACGCUCUGCCUGGCCGCCUGCAACAGCUGCUUCAAUCCCCUGCUCUACUACUUCGCCGGGGAGUCCUUCCGCACGGCCGCCCGCCGCGGCUCCGCCCGCCGCUCCCGCGGCUCCUUCCUGUCGCAGAGCAUUCUGCUGGCGGGACGCCACGCGCGCUCGGGCUCGCUGCCGGGCAGCCAGAAGGGCUCGCUGCCGGGCAGCCAGAAGGGCCCGCUGCCCAGCAACUCUGUGGUCUGGGACUGCACGGAACUGUGACGGGACACCCCAGCACUGCGCCUCGUACCCCAGCACAGGACAGGACACCCCAGCACUGCGCCUCGUACCCCAGCACAGGACAGGAUACCCCAGCACUGCGCCUCGUACCCCAGCACAGGACAGGA